This is a messenger RNA of Calliphora vicina (urban bluebottle blowfly), 5567 nucleotides long. RefSeq names its product Rab3 GDP-GTP exchange factor (gene Rab3-GEF). Gene Ontology annotation, biological process: regulation of Rab protein signal transduction; regulation of apoptotic process. The transcript has 23 exons. Gene Ontology annotation, molecular function: guanyl-nucleotide exchange factor activity. Bases 45 to 5555 code for a protein of 1836 amino acids. Gene Ontology annotation, cellular component: cytosol. NCBI's taxonomy places the organism in Eukaryota, Metazoa, Arthropoda, Insecta, Diptera, Calliphoridae. The record is from RefSeq and is a predicted model, not a curated record.
AACGUAAAAUAAAAAAACCAAUCAUUAAAACAAUAUCAUCAAUUAUGGCCGAACAACAGAAACUUUCAUUGUGUCCACGUUUAGUGGACUAUUUGGCAAUUGUGGGUGCCCGAACAACACCACCUGUACACAAGGGAUUACCAGGCAACAAGACACCACCUGUACAAAUACCCGAACUCUUGCGACGUUAUCCACCCUCGGAUCAUGCCGACUUUCCCUUACCCCUCGAUAUGGUGUACUUUUGUCAGCCCGAAGGUUGCACCAGUGUUGGUCCCCGACGAACAGGUUCGGCCAUCAGGGAUAUGACUUCAUUUGUUUUCGCCUUAACCGAUAAGGACUCAGGCAAGACACGCUAUGGAAUCUGUGUUAAUUUCUAUAGACCCGUCGAGAAACAUACGCCCAAUGUUGAGAAGCCUCCAACGCAUAGUACAGCAACCACGGCACAAAGUACUAGAGGACGUAGAAGUUCGGCAUUCCGACGUGAAUCGUGGCGUAAAAGUAUGGAAAGAAGUUCAGAUUCGGCAUUUAGUAGCGACUACAGAAGUAACGUCGCACCAAGUGAUUCUGAUCGUGAAAUGACUUCUCGCCGCGAUUCUGAUACCCAACAUCAUGUAACGCAUCAUGGCCACACCAUGCAACAGGUGCCCAAACUGGGCUUAAUGGCACCCUCGGCCGACUCUGAGUCGGGUGGCAGUCAUUCGCCCUCGCCGAGAGCCUCUAGGAAACGUACAAAAUUACGCAAUCAAUCAUUGACUUCAUUGUGCAUUAUCUCACAUCAUCCUUUCUUCACCACAUUUCGUGAAUGUUUGUUUAUAUUGAAAAAGUUAAUAGAUGCCUGUAAUGAAUCCUCCUCCCCCAAAAGAGUGGGGGCAUCUCAAAAAACAAAUCGCGAUAAUGUAUGGACUGCCUUGACGGGACAUGCUAGUGAGGCGACUUCUUCAAUUGUGUUACACGAUGUUAAGGAAAUUGAAACCUGGAUAUUGAGAUUGUUAUCGACACCGGUACCAGUGCCAGGAUCAACCAGAGUUGAGGUGGAGGUACUUUCUCCCACAGUCCAUGAACCUUUAUUAUUCGCUUUGCCCGAUCAUACUAGAUUUUCUCUGGUGGAUUUUCCCCUACAUUUGCCCUUGGAAUUGUUGGGGGUAGAGACUUGUUUAAAGGUUUGGACAUUGAUUAUGUUGGAGAACAAGGUGUUGUUUCAAUCUCGUGACUAUAAUGCACUCUCCAUGUCGGUAAUGGCGUUUGUUACUAUGCUAUAUCCCUUGGAAUAUAUGUUUCCGGUGAUACCGCUACUGCCGACAUGUUUGAGUUGUGCCGAACAAUUGCUGUUGGCCCCCACACCCUUUGUUAUUGGUGUACCGGCCACAUUUCUUAUGUAUAAAAAGAAUUUCCGCUUGCCUGACGAUAUUUGGGUAGUGGAUUUGGAUUCCACAAAGUUAACACCUCCUACCGGGGGCUAUGAUGAAAUACCUCCACUUCCUGAGCCAGAAGGCACAGUUUUGAAAAAUCAUUUGAAACAGGCUAUGCAACUUAUGGAUGAAGCUGGACUUGGUGCUUUAAGUUCGAUGACUGCUUCAAAUCAAGUAAUAUCGACCCAACAACUGAUGCCAUCGGUAAGAGACAGUUUGGCAGAGCCAACACUAUUGGGUGUUUCCCAGGCCCGUUUACCCUUGCAAUCACCUUCACAAUCGGCUUACACUAGUCAAAGAAACUCGGUAUCUACUCAAGGAGCUAUGUCUCGGCAACCCAGUCCCAUGAAUUCACCUGCCUUGAAUCCCUUUAUUUAUGGCACUGAUGUGGAUUCAGUAGAUGUGGCCACCAGAGUAGCCAUGGUUCGUUUCUUCAAUUCCCAAAAUACUUUGGCCAACUUUGCUGAACACACACGUACUCUACGCCUGUAUCCUCGUCCUGUGGUGGCCUUUCAAAUUAAUAGCUUUUUACGCUCACGACCUCGCUCAUCAUCGUUCCUCAAUCAGUUUGCCAAAACUCAGGCUGUAGAAUUUCUAGCUGAAUGGUCUCUAACGCCCACAAAUGUAGCCUUCCUUAGAGUACAAACGGGUGUCAUGGAUCCCUUGCAAGUUGGCGAUAAACCCAAAUGGUUUGCUCAUGGUUUAACUCCCAUUCGAUUUUCGGUUUGGGAUGAUGGCAGUUCCUUAAAUGGAGCUUUGCGUUCGCUCAAGCAACUAGAGUGUGCCGCCACCGAUGAGAGUGGUUCCGAUUCGGAGGGAGCCGAUAGUUCAAGUUCUUCGUAUUCCUCUCUCAGCGAUUUUGUUUCUGAAAUGGUGUCAUCUGAUCUAUCGCCUAGUUUGCAUGAUGUUUUUGGCUCACACAAUCGUCCACAUAAUGUUCCUCAGACAAUGUCUUCUAAUUUAGAUCCAGCAUUGGUGUAUCAUCCUCCUAGCAAGCUACAAUAUCCCGAGGGUAUGGUGGAACAAAUGUCUUCCAAGGAGGAUGAAGAUGAUCGUCCGGAGUCUCCCAUGUCAUCAGCAUCAUCCAGUCGUUCGGAUUUAUCCUCGCCUAGUUUUAAUCGUGACUCAGAAUUUGAUUUUCCCGCCAAACCUUUUGAAUUGGCUGCACCGGUAGCCCAAAGACUAGAUGCCACCAUUAAAGCGGCCAGUUUGGAACAGGAAUCGGAAAGUAAUUCGAAUAUAACAAUAACAGCACCUCAGGCUCAACAUAGAACCCAAAGAGAUCAGGAGACAAGGCAUGUGUCAGAAAGGAAAAUACCGCCUCCCAUAACGCCUGUUAAACAGCCCAGUGUCACCAAUAUCUUGGCUCGCACUGGCAGCUCUGGUUCCAGCUCUAGCAGCCCGGGGCGCCAAUCUUCGCAAUCCUCACUAUUUGAAAAUAUAGCCUCACAUGCCAAGGACUUAGUAAGAGAGACAACCCGACAAAGUAGCCAGGAGGGCAUUUUGGCUCAUAUGGACAAGCAAUCUUUGGAUGAAGAUAUUGAUGAGAAAAUGCGUCAUACAUUUGAAAAGCUUACCUUACAUGCAAAGAAGGCAGCCGGAGAAGCGUCUAAGCAAGCUUUGGAAGUCUCUAAGCAGGCAGCAGGGGUCAGUAAAAACACAUUUGAUGACCUGAGUUAUGUGGGUAAAUCGACAUUGGGUGAUAUUACAAAAAAAGCCAAGGAGGAAGCCACUAAAAAGGGCCUCAUCAAAGUAGAUGAAAAAAUGGAACCACCUAGUCCAGGAGCAGGCAAUCAAGUGGCUACACAAAAACAAAUACAAAACAGUGGAGCAGGUUCGAGUAAUUUCUUUUCCAAUAUUGGCAGUGAUUUUAAUGGUUUGGCCUCGUCCACUACCACCAUGUUUUCGGGAAUGUUUGGAAAGAAAAACCAACAAAAACAACAACAACCCUCAGCUCAACAAACAAUGGGUCCCAAAUCAAAGUCAGGUUUAGGUUUUGACCCGUUUCCGGGUCGCAAAGGUUUGGUAGAACGUACACCCUUAAUAAAACAUGCGGGGCCGCAUAAAACCCAAGAAGAAAUAACACGCCAACAAAAUCAGGAACGAUCUCACAGUAAUGCUGAAAAUCAGGCCUUCCUUAAAGACAUGACAAAUCAGGUGUUGGCGGGAGAAGGUAUAGGCUGGUUGAAAAUGAAUCGUUUCAAGAAGCUAAUGGAAGAUGAAUCCUAUCGUACCUUGGUAUUGAGUAAACUCAAUAAAACAUUGGACAAGAAAGUAGCUCCCGAUGAUCAUAUAGAUGAUAUGUGUGUCACCAAACCCAUAUGGAAGGGUAUGUUGAAAUGUCUGCAGGCCGUCACCUCUGGCUUGGAAGUAACGUUCUCGAAUUUCGGUUUGGGUGGCACAGCUUCUGUCUUUCAAAUGAUGGAAAUUGCUCACACCCAUUACUGGAGCAAAGAAAUCAACGAUGCUAGUGAUAUGUCCUCCAGUUUACUCUCCAGUCAUGCUACCAGUCCUAUGGGUAGCCGUGAAAAUUUACGCUCCCCCUCCAGUCCCAACGGCUCUCAUUCGGGCCUAGGCAGUGAAUGGGCUUCACCGCAGGAAUCUCGCAAAAGUUCAACACACACCGAUAGAUCGGGACCAACACAAGUUGCUGGCAAUACUGGUCCCUCACGACGUCUAUCGACGACCGACAGUCAAGAUGGUCAAUCAACAACGGAAAUGUUCAAGGAUAUGUUGGCCCAGAAGAGAUCGGCUUUGCUGAGUAAAUUGACUUCGUUUGAUUCAGAUGCUGCUGGUUCUACGGGCGCACUAUCGGUUGUUAGUGAUCUACUGCCCGUUGGCAGUUUGAAUGUACGUAUGCCAUCCAGUUGUCGUUCCACUGUUUCCGAUACUGAAUACGAAAAUACAACAACCUCCAAAGAUUCGAAACGCAGUUCGGGCAAUAUGUGGUCGGGUAAAUCUACUCUUAGCGCUGGUUUUCGCUAUACGGGUGGUCAUUUAAUAAAUACCUCGUCAUCGCCUUCGCCCGAUAGUCCUCGUGUUUAUUUGUUCGAGGGUUUGUUGGGUAAGGAUCGCUCAAACCUUUGGAAUCAAAUGCAAUUUUGGGAAGAUGCCUUUUUGGAUGCUGUGAGCCAGGAGCGCGAUAUGAUUGGUAUGGAUCAGGGACCCAUUGAAAUGAUGGAACGUUACAAAUCACUCAGUGACUCGGAACGCAAACGUUUGGAGCAUGAUGAAGAUCGUCUACUCUCCACUAUGUUGUACAAUUUGACCGCCAUUUUGGUAAUGUUGAAUGUGAAUAAAGAGGAAAUACGUCGAAAGAUACGAAGAUUGCUGGGUAAAUCUCAUAUUGGUUUGGUGUAUGCUCAAGAAGUACACAAUGUGGUGGAUCAAAUUAAUAAUUUGAAUGGCAAUGAUAUUGAUUUAAAACCACUCGGUUCGAGACUUUUGCAUCGUCAAAGUUUCACCGUUCAUCAGGGUGUUGAUGCUUCAGGACCGCUACGUUUUAUGGAAGUUAGAGAUGAUGGUUUGGUUUUGCGUUCAGUCGAUGGCACCAUUGUGGAACGAUGGUGGUAUGAGCGUUUAGUGAAUAUGACCUAUUCCCCAAAAACAAAAUUGCUUUGUUUGUGGAGGCGCAAUGGUGGUCAAACUCAAUUGCACAAGUAUUACACCAGAAAGUGCAAAGAACUUUACAAUUGCAUCAAAGAAGCCAUGGAACGUGGUGGCACACCCACCAAUGUUCCCGAGCUAGGUGGUGAAUUCCCUGUACAAGACAUGAAUACAGGCGAAGGUGGUCUAUUGCAAGUGUGCCUUGAAGGUGUUGGUUUGUUAUUUGCCAACAGCAAGGACUUUGAGUUUUUCGUUCGUUUGGAUCACAUACGAAAGUGUUUUACACAAAAGGGUGGCAUAUUCGUAUUGGAGGAAUAUAAUCCCAAAACUCGCCAACUCAUACAACGAAAAUAUAAAUCUACCAUGGCUUCAGAGGCAGCCUUAAGUUUGCAUCGCAUGUUCAGCAUCAAAUUUGCCAAACGGCUAAUGGAACAUCCUGAAUUUUAUGGCAAAAAGGACUCAAAUCAUAAUAUACGCAACUCUCAGAUAUUUGAAGAAACGGAGUUUGUAAAUACAAGUUCAUCAAGUGACAGUGAUUGAACUGUUUAAAUA